AUGUGCCAAGCUGUUCGAGAAAUCAAGUCAGAAAAAACCUCUGGAAAUGCAGAAAGGUGCCCGGCAGGGUUUAAAAGCGAGGCACAGCCGAGAACCAUCCGUGACCGAGCUCUCCUCUCCCCGCAACCUCUCCGCACCGAGGUGGAUGUCACCGCGGCGCCCGCUGAGCGGGGGGGUGUCUCCGUUCCAGGCCUGCCCCCGCGGGCGAGGGUCGAAACCCCCCUCACGGUUCCGCCGCCGCCUCCUCAGCCCGAGGGCAGCCCCCGCCCGGCGGUACCCACCCGUCGGCGCCUCGCACGUGCCCAGGGGGCUCCCCCUGAGGGCGGCGGCGGGCGGUCAGGGGGAGGGGGCCAUCUUGAAACCGGCGCCCCGCGCGGGGGGCACAGACCCUCCUCACACACACACACACAACCCUGGGGCCGAGCGCCCAUAGCCCACCACCUGCCUCAUCCCCUCAGUCGCCAGCCAGCCCCCUUCCCUCCACACCGCCAGCGCGGUCCCACCGGCACAGCGCAGCCCCAUCGCACCUCUCAGAGCCCCCCGCCCUGGCUCUGGGGGAACGUGGUACACCCCCGCCAACUCUGGGACCCCCGCUCGUGGCACCACCCCACGGCACUGCGGCUCCUACCUGCGGCCAGGACUCCCGGGUGGUGGCGACGAGCACGCCACAACCUCACUCUAACCGCCGAGCCGCUCUCCCCAUCACCGCUGCCGCGCUGGGCCGGGCCGGGCCGGGCCGGGCGCAACCGGGCCCCUCCCACCGGGGCGGAGCUCCGCGGCUCGUGGAGCCCAACGGCUGCUCGCCAGGCCCGACCCCGACACCAACACCCCAAUGCCCGUACACACACACACACGCGACGGGAAAGCUCGCGGUCUAUUGGCUAG
Molecule: messenger RNA, 885 nt
Organism: Pezoporus occidentalis (night parrot)
Lineage: Eukaryota; Metazoa; Chordata; Aves; Psittaciformes; Psittacidae
Product: proline-rich protein 2-like
Exons: 2
Coding region: 1-885 (294 amino acids)
Source: RefSeq, a predicted model, not a curated record